CCCUGCAAGCACUGAACAGAUAUUCUUUGGGGCCGGUCAGGUAAAUCAGGAUCCAGAUACACAGUAGCAUGGCUCUGAAUAAUCCCACCCCACUGGGACCAUGGAAGUGUGUGCGUGCGGCAUGUGCAUGCUACAUGUGUGCAUUUGUGUCCUCUCCAGAUCACAUGUUAUGACCAGGAGAACUUCCAGGGGAAGCGUCUGGAGUUCACUUCAGCCUGCCAGAACAUCAUGGAGUGUGGCGUGGACAACAUCCGCUCCCUGAAGGUGGAGUGUGGCGCCUGGGUGGGAUAUGAGCACUCCAGUUUCUGUGGACAGCAGUUUGUGUUGGAGAGAGGAGAAUAUCCUCACUGGGAGUCUUGGAGUGGCAGCAACGCCUACCACAUUGAGAGGAUGAUGUCCUUCCGCCCCAUCUGCUCUGCUAACCACAAGGAGUCCAAGAUGGUGUUGUUUGAGAAGGAGAACUUCAUGGGACGUCAGUGGGAGAUAAAUGAUGACUACCCUUCUCUGCAGGCCAUGGGCUGGGGCAACAAUGAGAUCGGAUCCAUGCAAAUUCAGACUGGGGCCUGGGUGUGCUACCAGUUUCCAGGUUACCGUGGUUACCAGUACAUCAUGGAGUGUGAUCGUCAUGGUGGCGAGUACAAACAUUACAGAGAGUGGGGCUCCCAUGCUCAGUCCUUCCAGGUGCAGUCGCUGCGUCGAAUUCAGCAAUGAGACCCGCAGCCUCCUCUCCCAACCUCUCACUCUUUACCUCCUCCAUCGCCUCCUCUUCCUCUUCCUCCCGUCACCCAAUCAUUCCAGCACCCUCUGGUGCUUUACCAUCAAUAUGUUUACAGCACUUUUGUUUUGUUCUGUUGCCAAAUGAAAAUAAUGAGAAAUGAUGGCAAGAAUUAAGGAAAGAAAAGGCAGCCACCGGAAAGAAGCUCCUGACUGACGCCCCUCUGAGGAGAGAGGAUGUGGGAAUUAAAGAGGCCUCAUGGUGGCAGCAGGAUGGUGAUGUCACUCAGAGUCAUUGCUUCCUCCAUUUGUAGGUGCAUGGUGCUACCAGUGAUUGAAAAAGAAGGAAAGGGCAACUUAAAAUAAACAGAAAUACAAUAGUCUGCUGCUAACCUC
Messenger RNA from Scophthalmus maximus (turbot), 1110 nucleotides. RefSeq names its product crystallin, beta A1a (gene cryba1a). Gene Ontology annotation, biological process: lens development in camera-type eye; visual perception. Bases 229 to 711 code for a protein of 160 amino acids. Gene Ontology annotation, molecular function: structural constituent of eye lens. The record is from RefSeq and is a predicted model, not a curated record. The transcript has 6 exons. NCBI's taxonomy places the organism in Eukaryota, Metazoa, Chordata, Actinopteri, Pleuronectiformes, Scophthalmidae.